AUGAGCACCGACGCAGGCACGACCCGGCGCGGGCGCAACGCUGCGCGCGCCGAGCUCGUCGCCCGCGCCUGCAUCGCGCAGUACGAAGCGCUGCCGGCCAAGGGCGCCAAGCCGGCGCGCCGCUCCGACGGCCGGCACGAGUGGACGGUGCUCGCGGGCAUCGUGCUCUGUCUCGGCGCCGAGUGCGUGCCCGUGUCCGUCGCGACGGGCCUCAAGGUGCUGCCGCAGCAGGUGUGCACGGCCAAUGGCGACCAGCUGCGCGACUCGCACGCCGAGGUGCUGGCCCGGCGUGGCGCCCGCAGCUGGCUGCUGGCGCGCCUCGUAGCCGAGCACGCAGCGGGCGAGUACGCGGCGGGCGAGCUUGCCAACUCGAUUGACGGCUGCAUCUUCGAGCAGACCGGCGAGGCGAGGUGGAAGCUGAAGGACGAAGUCGAGCUGGUCUGGUACAUCUCGACGCUGCCCUGCGGCGAUGCGUCGAGCGACCUGCUGCUGGCGCAACGAGCCGCCGCAGAUCGUCAUGGCGAUGCAGCUGGACACACGACGGCUCCAGAGCAUGCCGAGCUGCUGGGCCACACGGUCGCCGGGCGCAUGAGCCUGCACAGCGGCCCGUCUCUCCGCACCAAGCCAGGCCGGCCCGACGCGCUGCCGUCCAUCUCGCACUCCUGCACCGACAAGCUGGCGCUGUGGAGCUCCGUCGGCCUGCAGGGCUCGCUGCUCUCGCGCUACCUCCAGCCGGUGCGCUUCGGUGCCCUCGUCGUCGGCGAGCGCGCUGCGCGCGAGGCGUUUGUGGGCGGCGGCGGCCUGGACUGGGCCGAGCGGCGUGAUGAGUGGCAGCGCAGCGUGGAGCGCGCCCUGGGUUCUCGUCUGGACGGCGACGGCCCUAGCGUCCACUUUGUCGCUCCUGACUUUUCUGGCUCACGCGAGACGGUCCGCUCGCACCUUGCCGGCGUAGCCGAGGAGCACAUGGUCGCGGCCGCCGGAUCCGUCUCGUGGAUACGCGGACGCGGCAAGAGCGAGAACAUCGUCGACGGCAUCCGGCAGGGUGCCUCGGCCAAGCGCGCCGGGCCACUUGAGCCACUGCGCGCGCCCAGCCGAUCGCGGCUGUGCAAGCUGGCGCACUUCCGCGAGGCGCAGGCAGCUGCGGCAGCGCUCGACCCCGCGCAGUGA
Messenger RNA from Tilletiopsis washingtonensis, 1167 nucleotides. RefSeq lists its product as hypothetical. Lineage: Eukaryota; Fungi; Basidiomycota; Exobasidiomycetes; Entylomatales. Gene Ontology annotation, molecular function: tRNA-specific adenosine-37 deaminase activity; RNA binding. The transcript has 7 exons. The record is from RefSeq and is a predicted model, not a curated record. Gene Ontology annotation, biological process: tRNA wobble adenosine to inosine editing. Bases 1 to 1167 code for a protein of 388 amino acids.